Messenger RNA from Aspergillus saccharolyticus JOP 1030-1, 1029 nucleotides. RefSeq names its product isocitrate lyase/PEP mutase family protein. Bases 1 to 1029 code for a protein of 342 amino acids. The record is from RefSeq and is a predicted model, not a curated record. Gene Ontology annotation, molecular function: catalytic activity. The transcript is spliced from 3 exons. Lineage: Eukaryota; Fungi; Ascomycota; Eurotiomycetes; Eurotiales; Aspergillaceae.
AUGAAAGUCGCUGAUACCCCUGACUCCGCCUCCACGAUCAGCAUGACCAACACCAUCACCAUCACCGUCGAGCAGGACGGCUACUACGAUAUCAACGGAUCGCGCCAGGAGCCCGUGGUCAAUCUCCAGCUGGUGACCGGGGCGUCCAAGCUACGCCGCCAACUCAAAGAAAGCAACGAACUGAUCAUUUGUCCCGGUGUCUACGAUGGUCUGUCCGCUCGAAUUGCAAUGAACCUUGGCUUCAAGGCUAUGUACAUGACCGGCGCCGGGACUACCGCCUCCCGCCUGGGCCAGGCCGACCUGGGUCUCGCCCAUUUGUACGAGAUGCGCACCAACGCCGAGAUGAUCGCCAAUCUGGAUCCGUACGGGCCACCCCUGAUCGCUGAUAUGGACACUGGAUACGGAGGCCCCCUCUUCGUCGCCAAAUCCGUGCAGCAAUACAUCCAAGCCGGUGUGGCCGGCUUCCACAUCGAAGACCAGAUCGCCAACAAGCGCUGCGGGCAUCUCGCCGGCAAGCGCGUCGUUUCGCAAGAGGAGUGGCUGACGCGGCUGCGCGCCGCGAAGAUCACGAAGGAGCGACUGCGGUCGGACAUCGUGCUGAUCGCGCGCACCGAUGCGCUGCAGCAGCACGGGUACGACGAGUGCAUCAAGCGCCUGAAAGCGGCGCGCGACCUGGGCUGCGACGUGGGCCUGCUGGAGGGGUUCACGUCCAAGGAGAUGGCGCGCCAGGCGGUCCAGGACCUGGCGCCGUGGCCGCUGCUGCUGAACAUGGUCGAGAACGGGGCGGGCCCCGUCAUCAGCACCGAGGAGGCCAAGGAGAUGGGCUUCCGCAUCAUGAUCUUCUCCUUCUGCUGCAUCACGCCGGCCUACAUGGGAAUCAAGGCGGCACUGGAGCGGUUGAAGAAGGAUGGUGUGGUCGGGCUGCCGGAGGGGAUGGGGCCGAAGAAGCUGUUCGAGGUGUGUGGGUUGCAGGAUGCGAUGCGCAUUGAUACGGAGGCUGGCGGCGAUGGGUUCUCGAAUGGUGUUUAG